Messenger RNA from Struthio camelus australis, 1212 nucleotides. RefSeq names its product coiled-coil domain containing 70 (gene CCDC70). The record is from RefSeq and is a predicted model, not a curated record. NCBI's taxonomy places the organism in Eukaryota, Metazoa, Chordata, Aves, Struthioniformes, Struthionidae.
AUGGCCAUAGCUGGAGUGGUGGAUGGAGAUGGCCCGCAGCAGAAACUCCUGGGGCAGAGACCAGCUCCGUGGAAAUGGUUGCGGCAUCCGCAGUGGGAAAAGUGGCACACCAGCAUGGGCCGUCAGUGGAGGAAAGGAUUACCUGUGGAGGAAAUGCUGGGGGAGGGAGCAAAAUACAGCAUGGAGGAGGAAUGUGAACGUCAAGCUGGUGAGGGGAGACUGCAAAGGGUGAAUGAAGCUCUUUUUAAAGAAAAUGCUUUCUUCGACAGCAAAGUUUCCUUGUGGGCCAUUUUCUACUUGUACGAGAUCACUGGAUUCCCAGGGGACUCUGAGACGUUCCUCCACAAAGAGGUGAUAGUAGUUUUCUACAUAGCUGACACAGUAUUGAGUAAAACUACAGUGAGUGAAAGUCUGUAUGACUUCCUACCUGCUGAAGCGCUGGAAGUACGGCGCUUCAGCAGGGUUGUGCCGGAGUCCAUGAAAUGCAUCAGGACAUGGGGCAUGUGGGUGAGACACGCUGGGUUGGGCUUGGCCUCGGCCCCCUCUGCCAGCGACGAGCGCGUGGGCAAGUCCAUGAGCAAGAGCUGCCAUUGCCACUUGAUGUCCUGCUUUCCUUAUUUCAACUCCCGUCAGCAGAAGCUCAUCAAGAAGCUGUGGGCUGAGAAAGCUUUCCGGGAGGAGAUUCAAAGUUUUCGGGAGACAAUGAGGAGCUUUCGGGAGAAAAUCAAGGCCUUUCGGGAAAAAAUCAGAGCUUUCAGGAUCGCCAUCCAAGCCUUCUGGGAGGAGGAAAAAGCCAUCUGGGAGGAGGAAACUGCCUUUCGUGAGGACGAAAAGGUUUUUCAGGAGGAAGAGAAAGCCUUCUGGAGGGAUUAUCGUGACUUCUGGAAGGAAUACAAUGCUUUCUGGAAGAAGGAUGAGGAUUUCUGGAAAGAGGAUCAGCUCCUCUGGGAGAAAAACAGGGUCCUUCUGGAUGAGGACAUCACCCUAUGGGCAGAAGAGAUAGCCCUGUGGGCAGACGAAAAAGCUCUCCUGGAAGAGGAGAGAGCUUUAUGGAAGGAGGAGGAAGCCCUCCGAGAAGAUGAGCAAACUCUCCAGGAGGAUGAAAUAUUUAUCUGGGAGGGGGCCUUUGGUCCCGAGAGAGAACGACUGCUUCUGGCUGUGGCUGUUGUUGCUGAGACGCACAGCCCUGCUUGCUGCAGAGGAAAAGCAUAG